CGCGUACUCACCUAACAGGUCACCGCACACCCGAACAAUUCUCUCGCACUAGCCAACGAUCAGUACUAGUUACGUUGUGUAAUGCUGCCACUCUCGCCUUCACCUCCGCACAACGGAUAAUUUUGCACUAUACUACAUCAAUUGAAUGGGUUUAUGAAAAAACGUUUUACAUAAGCCGGCUGCCGGCACGUAAGAUAACAAAAAGAGCUGUUUUAUCGGGAUGCAGUGGUUCGAAACGGCAGUGGACAAUUAAUUAAUUCUAGCGAGUGAGACGAGAAGUGUCGCGGGUGAUAGCCUAACCCUAAUCGAAAGCAGCUGAAAAAAUACAAGAAAACAACAUAAGAAGCACGACAGAUAAAACCAUCGUCCACGUUUAUUAAUUUCUAAAAUGUCAGGAAAAGAAGAAACAGAAAUUAUCGUCUCAGAAGGAGAAACUAUUUCAAAAAAGGCAUUAAAAAAACAGCAGAAAAAGGAGGAAAAACAAUCAAAGAAGAAUUCUGUUGAGACUGAAGCUGUGAACGAUCAGGAAGAUGUGUCAAUAGGAAAGUACGGUCAAGUCAAGAUGAUUCAAAGUGAGCAGUUUCAAGAAGAGAGACAAUUUAUCCAUAUUCGGGAUAUAAACAAUGAUGAUAUGGAGAAGACAAUAUGGAUCAGAGGUAGACUGCAUACAAGCAGAGCAAAAGGGAAGCAAUGCUUCAUUGUAAUUCGAGAGCAGACCCAUUCGAUUCAAGGGCUGGCUGCUGUCAGUGAUCAAAUAAGUAAGCAGAUGGUCAAAUUCAUAUCGUCAGUAACUAAGGAAUCUAUUAUAGAUGUACAAGCCAGAGUAAAGUUCGUAUCCAAGUCAAUAGAAUCUUGUACUCAAAAACAUUUUGAGAUUCAUAUUGAACAAUUCUUUGUUGUGAGUGCUUCUGAAGCACAACUACCACUACAAAUUGAAGAUGCUGCUAGACCAAUCAAUGAAAAUGAUUCAACUUUAAAUAUUAAAGUGAAUCAAGACACAAGGCUAGAUAACAGGAUUUUAGAUUUGAGAACACCAGCAAAUCAAGCUAUUUUCAGGCUUGAAGCUGGUGUUUGCAAAUUAUUCAGAGACAUUUUGGAUGGCAAAGGAUUUGUUGAAAUACAUACUCCUAAAAUUAUUUCUGCUGCCAGUGAAGGUGGAGCUAAUGUUUUUACAGUAUCCUACUUCAAAGGGUCUGCAUAUUUGGCACAGUCUCCACAACUUUAUAAACAAAUGGCUAUUGCAGCUGAUUUUGAGAAAGUGUACACUGUUGGAGCUGUUUUUAGAGCAGAAGAUUCAAACACCCAUAGACAUCUGACUGAGUUUGUUGGUCUUGAUUUAGAAAUGGCUUUUAAAUAUCAUUAUCAUGAAGUGAUGAACACCAUCGGAGAGAUGUUCACAGAGAUAUUCAUAGCUCUAGAAAAUUCUUACAAAACGGAAAUAGAGAUUAUUAAUCAGCAGUAUAAAGUUGAGCCAUUCAAAUUCUUAGUCCCUCCAUUGAAGCUUGAAUUUCCACAGGCAGUUAAACUUUUAAGAGAAGUUGGAGUUGAGAUGGGGGAUGAAGAUGACUUAUCAACACCAAAUGAAAAGCUUCUAGGCAAAAUUGUCAAAGCCAAGUAUGACACUGAUUUUUAUAUUUUGGACAAAUUUCCUUUGGCUCUGAGACCAUUUUACACAAUGCCAGAUCCCAAGAAUCCCAGAGUUUCCAACUCAUAUGACAUGUUUAUUCGUGGAGAAGAAAUCAUUUCCGGUGCACAGAGAAUUCAUGACCCUAAUUUCUUGACUGAGAGAGCAAAACAUCAUGGAAUUGACAUUGAGAAGAUCAAAUCUUACAUUGAUGCAUUCAGAUAUGGUUGUCCACCCCAUGCUGGAGGUGGAAUUGGAAUGGAAAGAGUUGUUAUGUUGUAUCUUGGAUUGGAUAACAUUAGAAAAACUUCUAUGUUCCCACGUGAUCCUAAACGGAUUACUCCUUAAAGAUAUAUAGUUUUAAUCUUAUUAAAACUAUGCUAACUACACUGCACUUUUAAGUUUGUAAAAAUUAUAAUGCAAAUGAAAAAUUGUACUGUAAAAUAUAUGUAGAAACGUUCGAUUGGAAUUUUGUAUUACUACAGAUAAAGUCAUAACGUUUUUAUAUUAAUUAAUUCACCUAUAUUGUUAAUAUUUAAUAUAUUAUACAGUUUUUCAAGUAUGAAAUCCAUGUUUUACUGAAUUUUGUUCCUUGUAAUCCUACACCUUUGCG
Phymastichus coffea is the source of this 2237-nucleotide messenger RNA. It is a transcript of the gene AspRS, whose product is annotated as aspartate--tRNA ligase, cytoplasmic. Gene Ontology annotation, molecular function: aspartate-tRNA ligase activity; RNA binding; ATP binding. Gene Ontology annotation, biological process: aspartyl-tRNA aminoacylation. The transcript is spliced from 3 exons. NCBI's taxonomy places the organism in Eukaryota, Metazoa, Arthropoda, Insecta, Hymenoptera, Eulophidae. The coding region runs from base 389 to 1972 and encodes 527 amino acids. Gene Ontology annotation, cellular component: cytoplasm; cytosol; aminoacyl-tRNA synthetase multienzyme complex. The record is from RefSeq and is a predicted model, not a curated record.